Messenger RNA from Chiloscyllium plagiosum (whitespotted bambooshark), 798 nucleotides. NCBI's taxonomy places the organism in Eukaryota, Metazoa, Chordata, Chondrichthyes, Orectolobiformes, Hemiscylliidae. The record is from RefSeq and is a predicted model, not a curated record.
GGUCCACUGAUCACUUUGUUGGUCUUUUUUGUUUUUAAAUAACUACAGAAAUGUUUGCUAUUUGUUUUUUAUUCAUCUAUCUAGCUUUGUCCCCCAGUGCUCCAUCGUCUUCAUUAUCCAGUGUUUGUCCCUAUUGCUCGAUGUGUCCCCAUUAUCCAGCGCACAUUCCCAUUGCCCGGUGCGUGUUCCUGUUGCCCCGUGUGUGCCCCAGACUGAUUGAGUCUGUGUUCUCAUUGCAGGAGUGCAACGGGGGAGUCAUGGCAGGAUAUCAUGCUGGCUUGCCUGAGUGAGAAGAGAUGUGAGGAGUCCUCGGAUCACCACUGUGGCACCGACUUUGCUUAUUUCUACUUCGUCUCCUUCAUAUUCCUGUGCUCAUUCCUUAUGCUGAACCUGUUUGUGGCCGUCAUCAUGGAUAACUUUGAGUACCUGACCAGAGAUUCGUCAAUCCUGGGCCCACACCACCUGGAUGAGUUUGUGCGAGUCUGGGCUGAGUACGAUCGAGCUGCCUGCGGCCGAAUCCAUUACACUGACAUGUAUCAAAUGUUGACCCUCAUGUCACCACCGCUGGGUCUGGGGAAGAAAUGUCCUUCGAAAGUGGCUUACAAGCCAGACUAUUGGAUAAUGGAUGGAGCUGUCCUGUUACGACAAAUACCAUUUGACUUCAGGAAAUACUCAGAUUCCCUGCUGGUAAACAACGGCCCGUUAUCUUUGGCCAAUACUUUCAGGAGCCUAUGGAUUGCAAAAGAUGUGCGAGUUUUUCUCUCAUCCUCAUACUUGAAGAAUGAACUCUCGGCAUGA